Molecule: messenger RNA, 866 nt
Organism: Erigeron canadensis
Lineage: Eukaryota; Viridiplantae; Streptophyta; Magnoliopsida; Asterales; Asteraceae
Product: epsin-3-like
Exons: 4
Coding region: 66-764 (232 amino acids)
Biological process (GO): endocytosis
Cellular component (GO): endosome; plasma membrane; clathrin vesicle coat
Molecular function (GO): clathrin binding; phospholipid binding
Source: RefSeq, a predicted model, not a curated record
UACCAAAAUGCUAUUUAUAAAACUUAAAAGACCAACAAGGCAACAAGCACGAAAAAACGACAGAUAUGGGUUCUCCUUCCUUCCAAGACCUCAAGAAACAAGCUUCUUUCUUCUUGAAAGAGAAGAUCAAAACUGCGCGAUUGGCCUUGACUGAUGUUACACCUGCAGAAUUAUUGACUGAAGAAGCAACAGAUGAAGAUGCAUUGCCACCCGACACUCGUACCAUGGGAUUGAUAUCGCGUGCAGCCUUUGAAGUUGAUGAUUAUUGGAGAAUUGUUGAUAUUCUUCACAGAAGGUUGUGGAAGUUUGAUAAAGAGAAUUGGAAAGGGUCUUAUAAGGCUCUUGUUUUAUUAGAUUACUUACUCACACAUGGUCCACAAAGAGUUUCUGAAGAAUUUCAAUGCGAUAAAGAGGUCAUCAAGGAGAUGAGUUUCUUUCAGCAUAUUGAUCAACAUAGCUUCAAUUGGGGAGCAAGGGUAAGAGAGAAAUCAGAGAGGAUUUUGAACAUGCUUUCAGAAGACCGCUCAUUCUUUAAACAAGAGAGGCAUAGAGCUCGUAAGCUUUCAAGUGGGAUAAAAGGUUUUGGUAGCUUUACUCACAGAAAUGUCGGUAAUAGGUUUACAGAAUCAAGAUCCCAGAUAUGUCUCACAGGUAAUUACAACAGCCAUCGAGCCGAAUACAAAAAGGACAGGGAUUUGGAAUUUCUAUACCACCCUUUGUGCGAGGGUGAGAAUGAAAAUAGAGUCUCUCUCCUUUCUACUUAGGUAUGCAAGGCAAUACAUUCAGUUUUCUUGGUGUAAAGACAGAUAGACAUUAUGGAUAUUUAGCAUACUCUUGUGCAAUAUACUCAUUAAACGGUAGAGAUA